Molecule: messenger RNA, 1687 nt
Organism: Papilio machaon (common yellow swallowtail)
Lineage: Eukaryota; Metazoa; Arthropoda; Insecta; Lepidoptera; Papilionidae
Product: cytochrome b5
Exons: 1
Coding region: 1170-1580 (136 amino acids)
Cellular component (GO): membrane; intracellular membrane-bounded organelle
Molecular function (GO): heme binding
Source: RefSeq, a predicted model, not a curated record
AAUGACACUGCAAUUAGUGUUAAGGUUGCGACCGAGCUGGUUUUACUCGCCUGGACGAGGUUCUGUUUUUAUAGUUCAUAGGACAGAUAUUAUAUGACUUGAUUGUGACAUAUUUAAUAGCGUAGGCAUCUGUAUUCUGUAACGAACUUGAGAGAGUUGUCAUUUAAAUAUGUUAGACGAUAGCACAAUGUAGUAUGAGGUCACUGUUUUGUAACCACUUUAUCAUGGUCGGCAUAUCACGCACUUUCCUAAACAUAACUCAUCUUAUUAAUAUACAUUACAGAUAUAAAAGUGAGCUGAACAACUAAUUAUUGAUAUAACUAUAGGCUAUAAAACUGCCAAAUAACAUUAGCAUCAGGAAAUUAACUUUACCACAUAAUAUUAUUUACUAACAGGAUAUCAAUUAGUCAAACUUCGUAGACCUACAUACAUGUGGACGACAUUUACAAUCUAGAAAAAACUGUUGAGAACAAGUCUUGAGCUAUUGGUCAAAGUAUUAGAACACAUCGUCUAUUGAAGCCUCUAGCAUUUAACUGCAUUAAAUAACCUUAGGACAUUGUAAUUUUUUUAAUUAUUACCCGACACAAGAGGGUAAUGUUUUUGAGGGUUCUCUCAAGUUUUUUUUUUGUGUAUGUGGGUUAGUAUGUAUGUAAAUUCCUUUGUAACAGACUAAACAGAGGUCGCCAAAGCGAUCUUUCACUAACACUGAACAAAAGGGACAAAGUCAAAUAGACAUAAAACAUCAAGACUUAAACUUUAAUAAAUGUUUAAAUUCAAACUCAGUAUCUUAUGUAUAAUAUACAAAUCUUCUUUUUUUAAAAUUCAACUUUAUAGGGGUCGAUGGAGAUUUGGAUAAAUUAUAAAGGGGUCGAUGUUCAAAAAGUUUGGCGACCCAUGGUCUACAGCCUAAACAACUGUAAAUUGCAGCACCAGUGUACGACUCCCGCAGCCGCCGCUCACAACAAAUGACGUCAACUGUCUCAAGUUCAAAUUCUUAUUAGUGCGUAAACACGUUUUUGUAAUUACUGAGGGUAGAUUCAAAAUGGGUGGAGCCGUCGCGCCAUAUUCAUAUUCAACAUUAAACCAAACGGGGCGGCGAGAUUCGCGCGGGGUGCGGGUGUGCAACACGUCACAAGUUUGCCGCAGUCGGCGCACCCGCUCGCUGCACCAUGGCGCCCGUGCGCUUCACCCGCAAAGAGAUCGCGCAGCGCAACUCGGAGGACGACGCGGUGGUCGUUAUUGACAACAUGGUGUGUGACCUCACGCGCUUCCUGCUCGACCACCCCGGCGGCGUCGAGCCGCUCAUGGAACUCGCCGGCAAAGACGCCUCGCACGCCUUCCACGAGGUCGGGCACAGUGAGUAUGCCCGCGACUGGAUGCAAACGUUCGUCAUCGGCGAAGUGGUGGAAGAGGAGAGACACGCGGUGCUGCCGUGGCCCCCGUCCGUCAUCGACGAGCAGGCAGAGCGGCGCGAACUGCGCGGACCGGUGGGCGAGUCGCCGUGGGCUACGCCGCUGCUGCUGGUGCUCGUCGCUGCGAUGCUCUCGCUCUACUUGUACCUCUGGCCGGAGGCACUGUAGGUGCUCCGGUGCCAUUUGGAGGCGGUACACCUCCGCACACCCCGAGGUUCGCCUCUCUCCACUUCAAGGUAUCAUUACAAACAUGUUUAUAUCGGUGGAUACCGCGC